AUGUCUGCAGUCUUGAACAUGAUCAUCAGCCGCUGCCAAUACAGGGUCAUUGCCAAAGUCUGGAGCCAAAAGACAAACUCGAACACAGGAUGGAAGAGGUUGGAUGGAAAUUGCCAAGCCAAUAUAAUCCUCUCCUUUAGCCAAAUAAAAAUGAAGACGAAGCUCUUUGGGAUGAGCGAGAAUGGAAACAGGAUCCCAAGAUUCCAGAGACUGUUUGCUCGUUCUGCCACCGCCUUUGGCCGACGCUCCAACCGCGUUCCUGCCCGCUCACUAUUUAGUGGUCAAAGAAGCCCAAUGAAGGUUUCCGGCGGGUUCGCGAGUAAGCUGCGGCUGCGCGUCGCUUCGCUGACUCAGGUAUGGACGUCUCGGUUUGAUGUUGACGCGAAGACAGAGAUGCAGUCGACGAAGGCGGGAACCGACAAGGGCCAUGGCCGCCAGGCUGCGGCAGGCACAGACUCCGCCAGUGGAUGCCCGUAUGGGGCUCGCGACUGCCCGCUGAGCCGAUACACCCUCUCUGCCCACCAGCGGGGGAAUCCAGGGGGUCUUCCUCCACUGAAGGGGAGCACCAAGGGGACUCCUAUCAUCCUAACCUUAGAUAAGCAAUCUGUCCAGUGGCCGGGAGCUUGUCCCGAAAUUUUGGGACCAGUUGGUGACAGCGCGCUCAAUUUAACACAUCUCCCUUCUACCCAUUCGAACCUCUCGAAUCUUCCACCUCCCCGACCUACAACGCCUUAA
Molecule: messenger RNA, 735 nt
Organism: Colletotrichum lupini
Lineage: Eukaryota; Fungi; Ascomycota; Sordariomycetes; Glomerellales; Glomerellaceae
Exons: 8
Coding region: 1-735 (244 amino acids)
Source: RefSeq, a predicted model, not a curated record